Paramecium pentaurelia is the source of this 1415-nucleotide messenger RNA. The record is from the annotation of a GenBank genome assembly. Lineage: Eukaryota; Ciliophora; Oligohymenophorea; Peniculida; Parameciidae.
AUGAAUAGACAGAAUUAAAUGGCUAUAAGGGCCUCAUUAAAAAAGGCUCUAUUUAAUGAUAAGAAAAGAAAUGCUAGUUCAAAUUAAGGCAGAUUUAAUUAAUCUCCUUCUAUUCCAAAAAAUUAACCGAGAGCUAUCAAUUAAUAAUUUAGACAUUUUAGUGAUGUUUAUGAAUAUGGGAAUGAAUAAAUAGGUAAAACAAUAACUUAUUGCUAGGUGAAGGAGCCCAUGGGAUUGUAAAGAAAUACUAUAAAAGGGAUCCUAAUAUUAAUAAUGAGGCUUAAGACAGAAUUGCAUAUGCUGUGAAAGUAUUCAGAACUGGUGAUACGGAAGUAAUUAACACAAUUAGAGAAACAUUCCAAUUAAAUCGUGGCCUUAAUGAUUUAAAUUGUGUGGUAAAAGCACUUGAUUUGUUUAUAAAUUCAAAAAAAGAAGAACAUCAUCUUGUUAUGGAGUAUUGUCCAUUUCCUAGUUUAGAAUAAAGAUUAGGAUCAUUCUGUGAAGAAGAUAUUUAAUAAAUCACAUUAAAUUUGGCUUAAUCAUUAUUAUCUUUACAUUAGAGAGGUGUUUGUCAUAGAGAUUUGAAACCUGAUAAUAUUCUAAUUGGAGAUUAAUUAAUAAUCAAACUAAUAGAUUUUGGAGUUUCUAAAAGAUUUUUAGUAAAAGGAAAAAUAACAAAAAAAAUAGACAUGUGGACUAGGACUGGUUCAUUAUUUUAUUAAGCACCAGAAAUAUUUAUGGGAGGUGGAUAUGAUGAGAAAAGUAUUAUUAUAAAACUUAUAUUAUAGUUGAUAUUUGGUCAGCUGGUAUAAUAUUAUAUCAAUUAUUAUUUGGAUAAUUGCCUUUUCAAUCAGAAACAAUCUUAGAUACAAUAGAAAUGAUUACUGAUUCAAAAUUAAACUCUACACUUCUAAGUCAACUUAAUCCAUUAAUUUAAGAUUUGCUUAAAAGAUUAUUAGAAAAGGAUCCAAAUAAAAGAUUAUCUGCAGAAGGUAUAAGAUUUAUUAUAAUCAUUAGGAUUUGUUUUGCAUCCAUGGUUACAUACAACACAAUAAAAAAAAUCAAAUAAAAGUUUUGAUGAUUGUGAUAUCAUUGAAACAAGAAAUAAUCAAAAUAUAUUAUAAACUUCUUAGAUAACUAUUUAAAGAUAAAAAUAAAGAUAUUAGAAUCAAUUAAUGGUACCAAUCUAAGAGGAAAGAGAAUAAAGUUCUUUAAAAAAUAGUUGGAAUUAUUGGGAGAAUCAUGUUCACUAUGUUCCUUAAGAUGUAGUAAGAAUGACUAAUCUUGAUAAUGGAUACAUAAAUUAGGGUGGAACAUCUCAAGAAUUAGUAAAUGAAUAAAAGAGAUCUGAUGAUUUGACAGAUUUUUAAAUUGGAUUAGUGAGAACUAAUUCAGAGUAAUUUGAUUAACUAUGA